AUAUAUGAGAAACUCUCAAAAAAACCAGGGCUCUGGGGUUUUAGACCUCUCUCUCUCUUUCUCUCAGUUUCUCUCUCUAUAUGUUCACAUGCUUCGCUUGCUCUCUCUGGUGCAGCUAGAUCUCUGAUCAGGCAUUUUUUGAGUUGUAUGGGAGCGCAUAGUCUCUAGAGAUAUUGUCUGCAUAUGCAUUCUAAGCGUUCCAGUGAAGGAGAUGGGCCUGUUUCCAGGCCAGUACGAACAAGUGAUAGGCUCAGGAGAAGGCCAAAAUUUAUUCGUAAUAAUAGGACAUACUUUUAUUACACUCCAAUCAAUCGCCCCAGGAAAACUAAAACUAAGACAAGGACAGCUGCUUCUCAACUUGCCAAGAUGUUAUCAAAUCGGCCAACUCGGAGCCCCAAUUGUAAUUCAGUCUCAACCAAUCUUCGGCGCUCAACCAGAAAGAGGAGGAUUUCUGUAAAUCUUGAAGGUUUCACAGAUAGUUCUGGAUCAGAAGAUGAAGACUUGAUGAAACCAACUUUUCGAGGCUUGAGGAACCGGAUUGAUAAUAGUGUCAGUCAGGAUGAAUUAUCAUCUGCAAAGCAUAAAAAGAUUGUAGAUACAAGAUCAACACCUAGACGUGAAGGACUACGACCCCGCCGUUCAAAAACAGUGGCAAGAGAACAGUUGAAGUUGGAAUCUGGUGAUGAAGAAGAUACUUUUCAGGAGAAGGUUGUUCAAGAUGAGACAGAAAAUGGGAAUGAAAUUGAUGAUGAUGAUGUCGAUGAUGGUCAGAAUGAUGGCGAGGCUGAGGAUGAAGGUGAUGGAGAGGGUGAGGAUGAAGGAGAGGAAGAUGGUGAUGAUGAAGAAGGUGAAGAAGAAGAAGAAGAAGAAGAAGAAGAAGAAGUGGAAGAAGAAGAACAGGAGGGAAGGAGGAGAUAUGAUCUGCGAAAUCGUGCUGAUGUCCGCAGGCUCUCUAUGCAAGAAGGUAAGCAAAGACCACAAUCUCCACGAAGGGUAUUGCACCAAGGAUUAGGAACCAGGGUUAAUAGGGAUGUAAGGAAGGGCGGAUCACGAGUUCACAAGCGUCAUCGUAUGACAAGAGCUGAAGAUUCUGAUGAUUCCCUUCUUGUGGAUGAGCUGGACCAAGGUCCUGCUAUUCCUUGGGCUCGUGGAGGGAGCAGAUCUGGUCCACCUUGGCUCUUUGGGGGAUUAGACAUGCAUGGAACAGCAGCAUGGGGACUAAAUGUUGCAGCAUCGGGUUGGGGUCAUCAGGGUGAUGCUAUUACUACAUUAACCUCUGGGAUCCAAACUGCUGGGCCAAGUUCUAAGGGAGGGGCAGAUAUCCAACCUUUACAAGUUGAUGAAAGUGUGAGUUUUGAUGAGAUAGGUGGGCUUGCAGAAUAUAUUGAUGCUCUGAAGGAGAUGGUUUUCUUUCCCUUGCUAUAUCCAGAUUUCUUUGCCAGCUAUCACAUCACCCCACCAAGGGGGGUUUUGUUAUGCGGUCCUCCCGGCACUGGGAAAACAUUGAUUGCCAGAGCAUUAGCUUGUGCUGCUUCGAAAGCUGGCCAGAAGGUUAGUUUUUACAUGCGAAAGGGUGCUGAUGUACUUAGUAAAUGGGUAGGUGAGGCUGAAAGACAAUUGAAACUGCUAUUCGAAGAGGCACAAAGGAACCAGCCUUCCAUAAUCUUCUUUGACGAAAUAGACGGACUUGCUCCUGUGAGGUCAAGUAAACAAGAGCAGAUUCACAAUUCUAUUGUCUCCACCUUGCUUGCAUUGAUGGAUGGUCUAGAUUCUCGUGGACAAGUUGUUUUGAUUGGAGCAACCAACAGAGUUGACGCCAUUGAUGGAGCCUUGCGUCGCCCUGGUCGGUUUGACCGCGAGUUCAACUUCCCUUUGCCUGGUUGUGAGGCACGCGCUGAAAUACUGGACAUUCAUACUCGGAAGUGGAAACAACCUCCUUCAAAGGAACUAAAAUCAGAACUUGCAGCUAGUUGUGUGGGAUACUGUGGUGCUGAUUUAAAAGCACUAUGUACUGAAGCUGCCAUUCGCGCUUUCCGUGAAAAAUAUCCUCAAGUGUACACAAGUGAUGAUAAGUUUCUUAUUGAUGUUGACUCGGUCAAGGUUGAAAAGUAUCAUUUUAUCGAAGCCAUGUCAACAAUUACCCCUGCUGCUCACAGAGGCGCUGUUGUGCAUUCUCGGCCAUUGUCUUUAGUAGUUGCACCAUGUCUUCAAAGACAUCUCCAGAAAGCCAUGAAUUGUAUUUCCGAUAUCUUUCCUCCUCUUGGAGUGUCAUCAGAGUUUACCAAACUUUCUAUGCUUUCCUAUGGGUCCGCAAUUCCUCUUGUGUACAGGCCACGACUUUUGCUAACUGGUGAUGAAGGUUCUGGCCUGGAUCAUCUUGGGCCUGCAGUUUUACAUCAACUGGAGAAAUUUCCAGUUCAUUCUCUUGGGCUUCCUUCUCUUCUUUCAGAUCCCAGCGCAAAGACACCUGAGGAAGCAUUGGUACAUAUAUUUGGUGAAGCAAGGAGAACAACACCUUCAAUCCUUUAUAUACCUCAAUUCAGACUUUGGUGGGAAAAUGCUCAUGAACAGCUCAGAGCUGUUCUCUUGACUCUGUUAGAAGAAUUGCCGUCUGACCUGCCCAUAUUAUUACUUGGAACUUCUACAGAUCCACUUGUUGAUAUUGAUGGCAAUCAAAUUCCAGUGUUUCCUCAACGUUCAAUCUAUCAAGUGGGCAUACCAUCAGCAGAAGACAGAUCUGUAUUUUUUGAACAUUUGAUUGAAGCUGCUCUAUCAGUCUUGUUAGAAGGCAUGACCAAGAAAUCACAAGAAUCAGUAUCCCUACCUGAACUUCCCAAGGUACCAAAAGUGGCAAGUGGCCCAAAGGCUUCAGAGUUGAAAGCAAAGGUAGAAGCUGAGCAGCAUGCUCUUCGCCGAAUGCGGAUGUGCCUUAGAGAUAUUUGCAAUCGGAUAUUGUAUGAUAAACGAUUUAGUGCCUUCCAUUAUCCUGUUACAGAUGAGGAUGCUCCAAACUAUCGUUCAAUAAUCCAGAACCCUAUGGACAUGGCUACUCUACUGCAACGCGUCGACUCUGGUCAGUAUAUUACAUGUUCAACAUUCCUGCAAGACAUUGAUCUCAUUGUGACCAAUGCAAAGGUGUAUAAUGGAGAUGAUUACAAUGGUGCUAGGAUCGUUAGUAGGGCUUAUGAGCUAAGGGAUGCGGUGCAUGGAAUGCUUUCACAGAUGGACCCUGCACUUGUUGCAUACUGUGACAAGAUUGCUGACCAGGGGGGACCAGUUCAUGUACCAGAUGAUUUAGGGGGAUCAAUUUUUCCUCCAAACCCAGUGGUGCAACAGGGAACUGUUACUAGAGCAAGUGCUCGACUACGAAAUGUCCAGCCAGAGGUUAAUUUGGAUCAAAGCUAUGAAGCUUUGAAAAGGCAGAAGAAAAGCACUGAUGCUACGCAUGCAGAAGAUAAAGCACAGCAGCAAGAUGCAGUAGAGGCAAAACCAUCGGAAGAGCCAGGGGCAAAUGACAUGGAAAUUGAAAGGCCAGAAUCCUCAUCUGUUGAUGGCAAUAGGCACCAAACUUGUGGAGAAACUUCUGUGAAUAUUGAAGGGAGUGGAUCCCGCAAUACAUUGGAUUCCGAAAUAUCAAGCCACGUCAAGUAUGUUAAGCGGCUCUUUGUGGAACGGACAGAAAAUUAUGGCAUUCCACAGCUUGAAAGACUCUAUACGCGUAUUAUGAAGGGUGUUUUCGAAACUAAGGACAAAGGAGGUGAAGACAAUCCCAAGUACUCAAUUUUGAAGUUUUUAGUGAAAUUUGCUGAAGAUGAGACAAAUUUCUGAACUAAAUACCUUGUUCUCCAUUUGAUAGGGGGAAAAAAGAAGAAAAAAGAAAUCUUGCAGUUAGUUGAUGUAAAGUCGGGAUUUUUUUUCAAUGCAAAAUUAUUGAGUGAAAAGUAGUUCUCUGUCCUUCCAGA
This is a messenger RNA of Jatropha curcas, 3962 nucleotides long. RefSeq names its product cell division cycle protein 48-related / CDC48-like protein. Gene Ontology annotation, cellular component: nucleus. Gene Ontology annotation, biological process: nucleosome assembly; transcription initiation-coupled chromatin remodeling; nucleosome disassembly. The record is from RefSeq and is a predicted model, not a curated record. Gene Ontology annotation, molecular function: ATP binding; chromatin binding; histone binding. NCBI's taxonomy places the organism in Eukaryota, Viridiplantae, Streptophyta, Magnoliopsida, Malpighiales, Euphorbiaceae.